GUGUAACACAUACACACACACACACACACACACACACACACACACACACACACACACACACACACACACACACACACACACACACACACACACACACACACACACACACACACACGCACACAUGCACACACACUGUAUCAAUUGGUUAGGGAUACAGUAUCAAACCGGGGCCACAUGGAAAUCCUGCGGGUUUGAUACAUUCCUGCAAGCUUCAUUCAGGGCGAGUGAGGCGGGCGAUAACACCCCGGAAUAGCGAGAUGCUCUCGGGUUUGUCGCUCCCGGUGAACCUGGAUCGAAGCAGAAAUAAAGAGCGUCUGGAGGCCAGUCUCGCCGGCCUCCUCGAGCUGCAGUUCCUGAGGCAAAGGCAGGAAUUUCUGGUGAAAGAGGCUUUACAGAUCGCCGGGAAUAGACGCGAACAGGACCCGCUCGUGUUGAACUGGGAUUUAAACGGAGGCGAUACCUUUUAUCCAGGAGGCUGUCUCAGGGAAACUGAAGCCAACAGUCUGAGGAGGCAUUUGAAUGGGCUGAGACGCCAAGAACUCGCUUUCCUCAGCCCCCUCCAGCAACUGGAGAGGCAGGUCAGCGACCUCCGACUCGAUGCGUCGCAGACUCCUGGAGGGGAACCAGAGAUCGACAGUCGCCCGAGCUCAGGCUUCUAUGAGCUCAGCGAGGGCCCGUCCCCCGCGCUCUCCGACUCCUCCGCCUCCAUCUUUGCCGAGUGCUUCCCCAGCUUGCAUUCUGCUGCGUGCAACUACCCGCGGCUUGGCUUGGCUGACGCUCGCAUUAAUUAUGCAAACGAACGACCCAAAUCAUUAGCCGAGCCUCUGCACACAGACCAGGAGGAGAGCCUGAGCUAUGCCGACAGCGACUACGUCUCCUCGGUGCCCCGCUCCUUCUCGGUGCCCCACUCGGAGUCACUGGAAGCUCUGGCGGACAUGCGGUCGAAGCACCCGUCGGACCUGAUGACCCGCGACAACCUGGAGCUCUUCACCUACCCUGGCCCCCUCCACGCCAUGGCCGUACAGAGCCCCCUCCUUGGCCAAGCCCUGCGGGCAAGCAGCGAGGACAAGCCCUUCUCACCCACCUCCUUCCUGGGCGCCUACAAGCUGGACGGUGACGGCGAGCUGUUCUUCGGCUCCGAGGCCGAGCUGGCCCAAGGCCUGGAGGCCGUGCAGUCAAAGAGGCUGGAGAAUUACAUCACCGGCCUGGUCCACAAGAGGGUCUACCCGGUCCGCUCGAACAAGCCGAGGACGAGCCUCGCGGCGGACCCCACCAAGGGCCUGAUUCGCCAAAGCAGCCUGUGCCAGAGGAACACCGAGUCCGCCAGCCCUCAGAGUCCCAGCUGCGAGCAGGUGUACCCCUCGUCCGAGAGGGGGAAGAUCUCCAGUUCCCACAGCUUCGACGGCAGCCUGCCCACCGCAAGGUACAGGCCCCAGUGGAGCACAGGUGGGGACCAGUCGUCGGCCAAGAAAAAUCUCCCCAGCUGCCAGGCCUCAGACAGCUUCGCCGGUGCCGCCCAGAAGCCAAAGGGCACGGAGGAGGCCCAGCACUCCCAGAGCCUGAGGAAACAGGUCAGGCUCAUGACGAAUACUCCACCCAUGAGACCAACCUCCCUGGAGUACCACGACUUGAAUUACCACCCGGCCAUGCGGGCAUCACCUCAGGAGAGCUACUACCAGAACGUGUACUCACUGGACGACGGGUCCCGGGCCUUUGCACCCACUCGGGCCAACUCAGUGGAAGUCCAGUCACCACCUUUCGAGCAACGCAUCGCCGCUGGGCCUGAGGUCCGAGAGAAGAGGUCGCCCAUCCGGGGACUCGACGACGGGGCCUACCAGAUGGUCAACGCGCAGUACAUACCGGCCAAGCAGCCAUACCGAGGGCAAGGGGGAGGGCCGGGGGGCCGGGCCAAGGCCGCCAUGCUCAGCAAGUGCCGCUCGGCCGACAUGUCGCCCGAGGCGGUCCCCCCCGGCUUCAGGGAGAAGGGCAAGGCCCCGGGCAAGAAGUGUCGCUUCAGCGAGGAGGCGGAGGCCGCGAGGAGGAACGGCCGCAAGCCUUCGCCGCGGGCCAAGAAGACGUGCCGCUCCAACUCGGAGAACAGCCUAUUGCACCGGCAGAGCUCGGCCGGUGGCAAGUACAACACGGUGGAGCGGGAUGAGGGCCGCUCCCUGCGGUCCAGGCGUCACCCCAGCGGCGGCGGCAGCGGCGGCUACCGGCGCUGGAGGUCGACGGCGGAGAUCAGCCAGGAGGAGGUCGCGGUCGCGGCCGCUGAGCCUUAUGCGCCUGGGGAGGGCCAGCGGCGGCUCAGGAGGUACCAGAAGGUGGCCGGCCACCAGGCCGGCAGCGACCUGGAGGACCGGGCGCCUCCCGAGGACGAGGGGCCGGGACCCAGGGCCUAUGGCGCCCAUGGCGGCUUCGGUGACAGCGAGUCGAGCCUGAGCGAGGUCGAGUCGCCGGCCUUCAGCACCUGCUCCAGCGAGACGGACGACGAGGGCGGCGGGCUGGUGUGGCCUCAGCAGAUGGCCCCGCAGGCGGCUGGCCGCAACGCAGCCCAGCCCAAGGUCUUCGUCAAGAUCAAAGCCUCCCAUGCGCUGAAGAAGAAGAUUCUUCGUUUCCGCACCGGCUCCCUCAAGGUUAUGACAACUGUGUGAGGGGAGCAACUCGGGACGUCCCAUCAGAGCUUUGAAGCUGUCCUACCCCCCCCAACCCCCACCAUCCCCACUGCAAGUUUAUCGGAAGAGGGGACUGGGCCGAUAGAGGCGAGAGCCCACCUGACUCUUUAUCCAUACCUCCACCUGACGUCCGCACAGAUCUCCUCCCCUUCCCCAUGGCAGCCGGAGAACUUUCCAGAAGCACCGUACAGAGCAGAGGAUGAGGGGAGGGUGGCACCAGGCCUGGUCUCGUGCCCCAUUUUCUGUGGCGAGGGGCGGGUCUCGAAGCCACAACCUCCUGCCGCAUCCGCUUCCGCCUGAGCCCUCGCCAGAGAAGUGCCCCGAGGAAACGGGGGGCCCCCCAUGUGCCAAGGAAAACCCCUCUGCGUGAUGGAAUUCCAGCUCGAGGGCCCGGUUCACUCGCGCCUGGUUCCGCGACCUCACCUCGCGGAGGGGCUGUCCGUUAAUCCUACGCCGCAUCAACCGACCACGACUUAUUUUACGCUGUGUUACCACGGAGAGUCUCUUGACGUUUUUGUGGUGGAAGGCUUUCUAGAUCAAGGAGCAGACAAGGACUUGGGUUUUGAAUGUCGCCUGCUGGUUGGCACCCACCCCCUUCGCCAUCCCUGACUGACGUUCCUGUUUCAAAUUUCUCACCUCUGUGGUCAAAUCCCUCAGCCACACCUGAUCAAGUGAUAUCCUCAGAUUCAGAUUGUUUUUUUUCGUUCAUUUACCGAAACAUAUAGUGAAUUGUGUCACAACAGACACAAAAUGCUGGAGGAACUCAGCAGGCCAGGCAGCGUCUAUGGAAAAGAGUACAGUCGAGGUUUCGGGCCGAGACCCUUCACGACUGUGGUACAAGCUGGCAGCGAAGACAUGUUCCCAGGCGGACGACAUGUCGUUACCCAGACCCACUACUAGAGCCGUGUAUAUCUUCCCAGAAACAUAACUUCGCCACCAGCUUGUACCACAUUAGUGAAGAGUCUCGGCCGAAACGUUUUCCACAGACAGUGCCUGGCCUACUGAGUUCCUCUGGCAUUUUGUGUGUGUUGCUUGGACUUCCAGCGUCCGCAGACUCUCUCUCGUUAGUGAAAUGAGCCAUGUGCCUCAACGACCAACACACCCAAGGGUGUGCUGGGUGGGUGGGUGGGGAUGCCGCCCGCAAGUGUCACCAAACAUCCCGGCACCAGCAGGCCUCUGGGCCUCCAAUGUCCUGCGGACCCCAGCCCUCUACCACCCUCAAAGACCUCUGUGCCCCCCCAACUCUGGGUUCUUGAUCGCCUGAAUUUCCUGCCACCAUCGGCAGCCCUGUCUGCGCCCUGGCUCCUUGAACUUUGAACUUGCCCCCUUAAGCUGUACCAUAGAGGCUCCCCUCUUCAUCAGCUUCGAGCCCCCUUGUCUCUGCAUCUCCUCUGGUGGCUCAGGGAUAUUUUACCCAGAUUCAGAACAAGCCCCUUGGAUACAUGACAGCCAUAUGUAACAGAUGAUCGCACCAAAGCAGGCUCUGAUAACAAACUUACUUUGAACUUUGAAACUAGCACCCUCAGCCCAUCAAGGCAUUUGGAAAACCCAUUUACACAAGUCCUAUUUUAUUUUAUUUUCUCCCACCUUCCCAUCGUUCCUCCCCCCCCCCCAGAUUCCAUCACUCACUGCACACAAGGGGACGAUUUACAGCGGCUAUUUAUCCUGCCAACCCGAAAGUCAUUAGGACGUGGGACCCCGUGUAGUUGCGGGGGGAACAGACAGUACCCGAAGUCAGGAUCGAACCUGCACCUUUACCCGUGUAUCACAUAAUUCCCUCUUUUCUGUUGCCUCGGUUUCACAUUGCUCCGGAGCUGGGCAGCGUUAACAGCCCCGUCUGCCUAACACACAUCCAGGCCAACCAAGGCCCCUUCGUGAGCUAGUCCCGUUCGCUUUUAGCCAAUCUCAACCUUAAGGAACCACAGUACAUCGGCGGAAAUUUGCGACUGUCGACAUACCGAGCCUCCACAAACUCUGAGUAAAACGUAGCCGCUGUUGUGCCUUCUUGUAACUGGAAUAUGUUGGCCCCAGGAUAGACCUUCAGAGAUGUUGAUACCCAGGAACUUGAAACUGCUCACUCUUUCCACUGCUGAUCUCCUUAUCCUGACAGGUGUGUGUUCCCUCGACUUCUCCUUCCUGAAGUCCACAGUCAAUUCCCUGGUCUUACUGACGUUGAGUGCAAGAUUGUUGCCACAAUGCCACUCAACCAGCUGAUCUAUCCCACUCCUGUACGCCCCCUCGUCACCAUCUGAAAUUCUCCCAACAAUGUUUGUGCCAUUGGCAAAUUGAUAGAUGCCUGUUUGAGCUGUGCCUGGCCACACAGUUGUGGGUCUAGAGACAGUAGAGCCUCCCCGCAUCCUUGAAGAGCGUCUGAGUUGACUUUCAGCGAGGUGGAGAUGUUAUUUCCAACCUGCACGGGCUGUGGCCUCCCGGUGAGGAAAUCGAGGGUGCAGUUGCAGGUAAUGGCACAGAGGACCAGAGUUUGGAGCUUGUUGAUUAGAACUGAGGGGAGGAUUGUGUUGAACGCAGAGAUGUAAUUAGUAAACAGCAGCCUGACGUAGGUAUUGCCGUUGUUCCUGGCAAUCCAUGGCCGAGCAGAGAGCCAGUGAGGUUGCAUCAGCUGUAGACCUGUUGUGGCGAUAGGCAAAUUACGGAGGGUCCAGGUCCUUGCUUAGGCAGGAGUUGAUUCUGACCAUGACCAACCUCUCAAAGCCCCUUGUAGCAGUAGAUACGUAUCCCACCGUGUGACACGUCUUUGAGGCAGACCUUGGGCACUGGUAUGCUUGAAGCAAGAAGGAACCUCCGACGGCAGCAGUGAGAGAUCGAGCAUGUCCCUGAACACUCCAGCCGGUCGGCUGGCAAGGGUUUUCAGAGCCCAUCAGGGCCUGGUGCCUUGAAAGAGUUCACCCUCCUGAAAGAUGUCCUCAUAUCGGCCUCCGAGACAGGGUCACCAGAUGCCGCAGGGAUACGCAUGGCUGUAGCGUUAUUCUCCCUUCCAAAGCGAGCAUAAAAGGCCUUGAGCUCGUCUGGGAGCGAAACAUCGCAGCCACUCACGAUGUUAGGUUUCGUUUUGCAGGAAAUAAUGGCCUGCAACCCUGCGAGAGCUGAUGUACAUCCGAUUCCAUCUGUAACCUCAAUUGGAAUUGUUUCUUCACUCUUAAAAUAGCCCUCCGCCCAGUGACGGGACGGUGUGGAAAGAGCCUCACCCUGUGCCUGACCCUUGAAUUCCAAGUAGUUCAACUUAUCAUCCAAGUACGUUUAUGUUACCAAUAUACUUGAAAUUCAUUUUCUUGCAGGCAUUUACAAAAAAAUAAAAGAAAUACAAUAGAUGGUUAAAGAGACUUUACAUAAACAAAGACUGACAAACAACCAAUGUACAAAAGAUGUCACCCUUCGGCCUACUACUCUCCAGGGGCAACAUUUCCAGCCAAUCAAAUCUUUCCUUAUUACACAGUCCCAGCAGCAUCCUUUGUGAAACUUCUCUGCGCCCUUUCUAAUUCAAACACGUUCUCCCUUUGAACUGCGCACAAUAUUCCGGGUGUGAUCAAACCAACGGCCCUCUCCAGCUGCAGUAUGUAACUGUGUGGGAUGCAUCCUGCUUUCCCACGAGGGAAAGAUCGGAGAGGGGCAAAUUCCCACCACCACCCCACACGUUCCCACAUCGAAUUCAAUCCCCCAGCAAUUCCUGGUGCAGGAUGUGGGGGGCCGGUGAGCCUCUGGCGCGAGAUACCCAUCCCUCUUUUGACAGCCUCUUGACUGCGGAAGCCUAGCGCCAAGCGGGAGGGGCAGUCUUGGGGAAUCCCCAUGCCUCACCGCAUUCCCUGAGAAAAUCCUGCUCGGCAGAGACUACGAGCAGACAGCUGGAAUUUGCUUCCCGCUUUCUUUUUCAUUUAUUGAAAGACCCAGCAAGGUAGCAGGCCCUCUCCGGCCUGUACCACACACCCGUGACCAAUUGGCCUACUAACCCACGGAGUUGGAGGAAACCCACGUGGUCAUGGGGAGAACGUACAAACUCCUUGCAGGCGAUGGCGGGAAUUGAACCCGGAUUACUGGCGCCAUCACGGUGUUACACUAAUCGCUCUGCUAUUGUGUCACCGUUAAUAUCUUGAGUGAGAAUCCUCAGUAAAUCACAGGGGCUCCAGGAACCCGCAGCCAAGUACGAUGCGAGUGAUAAACAAGAGAGAAUCUGCAGGUGCUGGAAAUCUGAGCAACACACACACACACACACACACACACACACACACACACACACAAGACGCCGGAGGAACUCAGCAGGCCAGGCAGCAUCCACGGAAAAAAAGUUCAGUCGACAUUUCGGGCCGAGAUCCUUCGGCAGGACUGGUGUAAGUGACGCAUCCCAGCUGAGUGGGUUGUGAUUUGAGUUGGAGGGGAGGGGUUGGAUUGACUGGGGGUGGGUGGGAAUCACAAGAUUGACCACCCCCCCCGCCCAACAUGAAUAUGACGUGGGCAAUCAUGGUCUCGUGACCAUGAUUGCUCUUGGGAAAUUUUUUGACAGAAACGGCUUCUUCCGGGCAGUGUCUUCGCAAGAUGGGUUACACUCCCCCCGUCCCCCAGCCGUUAUCAA
Mobula hypostoma (lesser devil ray) is the source of this 7257-nucleotide messenger RNA. RefSeq names its product dapper 1-like. The record is from RefSeq and is a predicted model, not a curated record. Bases 258 to 2651 code for a protein of 797 amino acids. Lineage: Eukaryota; Metazoa; Chordata; Chondrichthyes; Myliobatiformes; Myliobatidae. Gene Ontology annotation, biological process: negative regulation of canonical Wnt signaling pathway. The transcript has 4 exons. Gene Ontology annotation, cellular component: cytoplasm.